CACUGGGUGACCGGCCGGCAGAUGCGCUUUGAGGGCGGUUUCCAAGGUCGAUGCAACAAGCUGGUGGACGGCUGCUACUCCUUCUGGCAAGCUGGCCUCCUGCCCCUGCUGCACCGCGCCCUCCACGCCCGGGGAGACGCUGCGCUCAGCAUGACGCGCUGGAUGUUCGACCAGACGGCGCUGCAGGAAUACAUCCUCCUGUGCUGCCAGUGCCCGGCCGGGGGGCUGCUGGACAAACCCGGCAAAUCCCGGGAUUUUUAUCACACUUGCUACUGCCUGAGCGGCUUGGCCAUCGCCCAGCAUUUUGGGAGCGGUGACCUUCACCACGAGGUGGUUUUGGGUGUCCCUGAGAACCGACUGCAGGCCACACACCCUGUCUACAACAUCACCCCAGAAAAGGUGAUGCGAGCGGUGAUGCACUUCUUGCAGCAGCCCGUGCCCGCUGUGGAGCCGGUGGCUGCUGCUGAGUAG
This is a messenger RNA of Antrostomus carolinensis (chuck-will's-widow), 471 nucleotides long. It is a transcript of the gene FNTB, whose product is annotated as farnesyltransferase, CAAX box, subunit beta. The transcript has 4 exons. Gene Ontology annotation, biological process: protein farnesylation. Gene Ontology annotation, molecular function: protein farnesyltransferase activity. The record is from RefSeq and is a predicted model, not a curated record. NCBI's taxonomy places the organism in Eukaryota, Metazoa, Chordata, Aves, Caprimulgiformes, Caprimulgidae. Gene Ontology annotation, cellular component: protein farnesyltransferase complex. The annotation marks the transcript as partial.